Messenger RNA from Closterium sp. Yama58-4, 3444 nucleotides. Lineage: Eukaryota; Viridiplantae; Streptophyta; Zygnematophyceae; Desmidiales; Closteriaceae. The record is from the annotation of a GenBank genome assembly.
AUGCGACCUGUGUGUAGAUACUCCCCCUUCUAUUCCCUUCCUUGUACCUCCUGCUGCAGCUUGCCUAAUGUACACAAUUGCUCCUUCCUGCUCCUCCCUGCCCCUCUCUGCUCCUUCCUGCUCCUCCCUGCCAAUCUCUGCUCCUUCCUGCUCCUCCCUGCCCCUCUCUGCUCCUUCCUGCUCCUCCCUGCCCCUCUCUGCUCCUUCCUGCUCCUCCCUGCCCAUCUCUGCUCCUUCCUGCUCCAUUCCCGUUGCCUCAUCCUCUUCCUCAUCCUCUUCUGCCUCUUCCUGCUCCAUCUUUUCAUUCCUCCUGUGGCAGGUGUUGGAAGGGCUGAUGUAUCUGCACGAGCAGGGCACUAUUCACUGCGACUGGUGACUCCACUCACCACUCGUUCCUCUCUCCCCCAUCGCGUUCCCCAUCCUCCCCCCUUCCCCAUCCCUCCUUCUGUGGCAGGUGCUGGAGGGGCUGAUGUACUUGCACGAGCAGGGCAUCAUCCACUGCGACAUCAAGGGCGCCAACAUCCUCACCACCAAAGAGACCAUGCUGGAUGGCUCAACUUGCUCAAUCGUCCGCAACCACCAACCUCCCCUUCCUCUCAAACCCCCCCUCUCCUCCCCCCUCUCCUCCCCCCCUUCCUCCCCUCUCCCCUCGCCCUCUUUCCGAGAGUUAGUCAUGUAGUCCUCUUCCUCCCUCCUCCCUGGUUCACACCCCUCCCACCACCCGCAGAGGGCCUGGUGAAGCUGGCGGAUUUCGGGGUGGCGAUACGGGUGGAGGAGGCGGCGGCGUGCCAUGGGGACGCGGAGAACCCCAACGUGGUGGGCACGCCCUACUGGAUGGCGCCCGAGGUCAUCGAGAUGUCCGGCAUCUCGCCCGCCUCCGACAUCUGGAGCGUCAAUACCUGCGGCCUGGUGAAGCUGGCGGAUUUCGGGGUGGCGAUACGGGUGGAGGAGGCGGCGGCGUGCCAUGGGGACGCGGAGAACCCCAACGUGGUGGGCACGCCCUACUGGAUGGCGCCCGAGGUCAUCGAGAUGUCCGGCAUCUCGCCCGCCUCCGACAUCUGGAGCGUCAAUACCUGCGGCCUGGUGAAGCUGGCGGAUUUCGGGGUGGCGAUACGGUUGGAGGAGGCGGCGGCGUGCCAUGGGGACGCGGAGAACCCCAACGUGGUGGGCACGCCCUACUGGAUGGCGCCCGAGGUCAUCGAGAUGUCCGGCAUCUCGCCCGCCUCCGACAUCUGGAGCGUUGGCUGCACUGUCAUUGAGCUCCUCACCACCAAGCCGCCCUACUUCGACCUCCAGCCCAUGCCCGCGCUCUUCCGCAUUGUUCAGGACGACCUGCCGCCCUUACCAGAGAAUGUGUCCGCUGCCACGUCGGACUUCCUCCACCUCUGCUUCCGUAAGGACACCAAGAGCCGCCCGGACGCCAAGACUCUCCUGCGGCAUCCUUGGAUCCAUGCUCCAUCUCAAGCGGGGGCAGGCAGGGGCAGCGACGAGGCAGCAGCCAUAGACGACUCAAUCGAUGCCGCCAGGCGUGUGCACGCUACCUCCCACGCCUCCUCCUCCUCCUCCCCACCUGUCACCCUCUCCGCGUCCUCUCCGGACAGCGAGCGACGUGACCGGAAAAUCCACCUGCAAGCGGACGCUGUGAAGGACCUGAGGGAGGCAGCCAAGGCGGCGCGCAAGUCACGGGCGCAGCGACACUCCAUGGGCGGCAGCAUUGACUCUGGCGCCCCCUCUGACCGACCCGGGACUGCAGAAGACGCUGGUAGUGGUGGCGUUGGCAGUGGUGGCGGUGGGGGUGGAGGCAGUGGGAUCAGCAGCAGCGGUAUCCCGCUGAGUGGCAGCGGGCGGCGUAAGAUUAUUCGGUCCAAGAGCGACAAGGAGCUGAAUGCGCGAGACAGCGAGGGGCACGCGGAGGGGGGGGCAGGGGGAGCGGGCGGCAAGGACGGGGCGAGGAGGCAGAGGUGGAAGAGCGGGCAGGGGAUGGACGAGGAGGGCAGCAGGGAGUUUAUCAGCAUGCAGGGGGAGGGGGGCGUGUGGGAGGUCUCAGAUGAGGAGGAUGGGCUGGGGAAAGUUAAGGGAGGGAGAAGAGGAGCGGUGAGGGAGAGAGCGGAGGAGGAGGAUAGCAGUGGGGAGAUAGGUUCGGGAGAGGCUCGAGCAGCCGAAGCUGGGGCAGUCGAGCAGCACUGGUGGAGCAGUCUGCCAUCUCCCCCGCGAUCUCACCGGGGGUCACGCUCGCAGCAGCAGUCUCCAGAGGGAGCACAUGGGAGGUCGAGUUUUGAGGCGCCUCAGAAGGUCUCGCGCUCCCAGCAGCAGUCACCGGAGGGAGCACACGGGAGGGCGAGUGGGGGGAGGUCUGGUGGGGAGAACUUUCUGGUCGGGUCUUCAGGGGAGGAGGGUGGGGCGGAUCAGGAGGAUGAGAGAAAUGGCACGCCUGCUGGGAGGAAGGCGAGGCGGAGAUCGCAAGACGGGGACGGGACGGAUCGGGUGGGGGGAACCGGGGCGGAGGGAGGAGGAGCGGGGAAGAAGGGCGCGGGGAAGAAGAAGGAGCAGCGGCGCAGCGGCCCUCUGUCAGCCCCUACGGGCAAAUCAGCAAAGGGAGCAGGGAAGAAGCGAGGCUCACAGCAACAGCAGCAGGCACAGCAAGACGAUGACAGCAACAACGACAACAGUGGCAAUAUUGACCCCGGCAGCAGCAGCAGCCUUAUCGCGCCGCGCACGCCUCCACAGCUCAUUCCCCGACCUCUCUCCACAUUCAUCGAGUCAGAGGAGGAGCGGUCUCUCUCCUCCCUCACAGCCAUGUUCGCGCCUCUGGCAGGGUCACCACAGGUGGCGGGGGGCAGCAGGAGCCUGGCAGGAGUGCUGAGGGAGAGGCUUGUGAGAGGGAUGCACCGUGUGGCUGUGAAGGCGGAGCGCGAGGGGAGUGACCCGUUUGCUGGGGUUGAGGGGCUGGAUGCGGUUGGGAGCGGUGCGGAAAGGGGAGAGGAGGAUGGUGGGGCUGUGGGUGUUGUUGGUGGAGUUGGGGUGGUUGGGGAGUUUGAUUCUGCGGUCUAUGGAGGGGCAGCAGGUGGAGGGGCGGAACGCAAAUCAAGCCUGCGGCCAGAGUUGCUUAACCAGAAGGUGUCGGAGGCAGCGGGCCUGCUGAGCCAGCUGAAGCCGUGGCAGGUAUCGGAGGCAGCGGGGUUGCUGAGCCAACUGAAGCCGUCGCAGGGAGAGGAGGCGAUAGAGGUGGCGAGCAGCAGGCUGGCGGGGCUGGUGGGGGAGUACCCCGAGGUCAAGGGGGAGCUCGUGGCCUCCCAUGCCGUGCUGCCGCUGCUCGAUGUGUUUGAUGCUGACAGCCCCCGGAUAGUGUUGGCAGUGCUGAGACUGCUGCAGCAGCUCAUCACUGACAGCCCUGCCAUCCAGAGCCUGCUCUGCAAUGCUGGCCUCGUGAGUAACCUAGUUUGA